GCAGGUUCUCAAAAAUGAUGAUGACAAGAUGAUCGAGUAAACAAUACUAUGCGUUAAAAAAUACGUAGCUCAUGACUGUCCGGAAUGGUAGAAACUGUGUUAUUUAUGGUUUGGCUGUUGUGGAUCUUUCAACCUCCUACCAUACACAGCAUGAACAUAACCGUUGUAACCGUGGCAUUCACCGACAGUCCGACGUACGGCUAUAACGCCAUGAUGCCGACAUACGACGCGAUAUUUUCCUUUAUUGCGCGGAAGUAUCCAUUAGUGCACUCGAAGAUAAAGCGUAUGCCACCGUUGAAUUUGGCACAAUACAUGCCGGCUGAUGGAUACUCGUAUUCUUGUACAUUUGCUUAUGAAGUGGCUAUGCAAUAUAUUGGAGCGUAUUAUCAAAAGCAUCCAGAAAUUUUCCAGCCGAAUUCUACGGAAGUCUUUCCAUUUAUAUUGACCGCAGACUGGUGCGAUGACGCUCAAACUGAACUAGCAAGAUUUGCUACAGCGGCAAAUGUCUUUCUGUUGACCCUAAAUCCAGCCAACGGAAUUUUCUCCCAGUUUCCAAAUUUUCCCGUCAUGACGGAACUGGGUCCAUUGCCCGGUGCCAAGAUGGUGGCCGGGGUCACGGCGGUUUUACUGAAAUACGGGUGGACCAAGAAUCUGGGGUUUUGGUGUCCCACGAACGGCAUGGCAUGGCCCUUUAUUUUCUGUGAUAUAUUCAUCAAAAGCGAUUUAUACAAUAAGAUCGGCGCCGAGCAGUUCUACAUUGUCGAUCCCGAGAUUAAGGAAUUUUCCCGUGCCCAAUAUCGAAAAAUACUGAACGAUAUGCGAUAUCGAACACGAGUCAUUCUGGUGUUCCUCUUCCACCGACUGUUGCGUGAAUUCAUGAUUACCGCUCACGAGAUGAAUAUGACCAACGGCGAUUACGUUUUUCUGACCUUAGCUUUCCAGUUGAGUCCAGAUAGUCCGUAUCCAUUCACCUGGAAGGCCAACGAUAAAGAUGACGGGAAAGCCUUUCAAGCCUAUCAGUCCCUAAUUGCCUCGUCAGAUUCCCUGGUUAACUGGAAUGCCAUGAAAGACUUCGUCAGCGAAAGAGCAAGAAUAUCAGCUGAUGUGUACAAUAUCACGUUGCCUCCGGAAAGAAUGUACAACCAAGCUACGGCGCUCAUGUAUGACCUUCUCACUAGCUUUGCUGAGGGUGUCAACAGAUCCUUAGGAAAUGACGAUUACUUUCAACCUCGAACCUUUGCGAAACGCCUUAAGGAACAGAUGUACAGUCGAGAAACAAGUUCCACAAAGUUGGACAAGAAUGGUGGAGCAGCGUUCCGUGUGCCGAUUCUUCGACUGAAUACGGAAAGCGGAGAAAUCGAAGUACAGUACUAA
Messenger RNA from Paramacrobiotus metropolitanus, 1374 nucleotides. RefSeq lists its product as uncharacterized. The transcript has 9 exons. Bases 85 to 1374 code for a protein of 429 amino acids. The record is from RefSeq and is a predicted model, not a curated record. NCBI's taxonomy places the organism in Eukaryota, Metazoa, Tardigrada, Eutardigrada, Parachela, Macrobiotidae.